AUGGCUUCAUCCACUUCUCAAACCAUCGUAAUCACAGGAGCCAACGGCUACCUGGCGCUCCACGUCAUCAACCAACUCUUGGAGAAGGGCUACAGCGUGCGCGGCACGGUCAGGUCUCCGAAGGCGGACGAAAAAGUUCGCGCAACCUUUCCCAACCAAUAUGGCACGCGCCUCACCACAGUUUUCGUCGAAGACCUGACGAAGCCUGAGCUUUUCCGCGAUGCUUUCGACGACAACACUGUAGGCGCCCUCCACCUAGCCAGCCCGGUCCAUGGUCAUGUCGAGGACAACGUCCGCGACAUGCUGGACCCAGCCGUCAAGGGUGCCACCAGCAUCCUCGAUGCCAGCAAGCUCUACGCGGGUCCUGCCUUCCGCCGUGUUGUACACCUGUCUUCCAUCGCAGCUAUGCUGGAUGACAAGAAAGGCCUCAGGCCUGGCUACACUUAUACCGAUUCGGACUGGAACCCGGUGACAUUCGAGGAGGCGGUGGCCUUGAAGGAUCACGCCCCUCUAUACAUCGCGUCCAAGGGUCUCUCGGAAAGGGCCGUCUGGGCGUGGAUGGCGGAGCACAAGCCAAAGUUCGACCUGGCCUGCGUGAACCCGACCAUGGUUAUCGGCCCCCAUCUCGAGGCUAUCGACAGCCUGGACGAGGUCACUUCGACGGCAAAAUUCCUCUGGCAGCUGGUAGACGCCACCGAGAUCCCGCCUCUCCCAUGGGCUGGCUGCGUUGACGUCCGCGACACCGCCGCCAUGACGGUCGCGGCCUUUGAGAAACCCGAGGCGGGAGGCCAAAGGCUUUUGUUGGCGCACCACUUUGAUUGGCAGACCGCAACGGAUAUAGCAAGGGAAGAGCUCCCAGAGGAGGUUAGAGGCAGGUUCCCUAUGGGGAGGCCUGGAACUGGCAGGAGCGAGGCACUGGAACACAUCUAUCAACUUGACGGGAGCAAGGCGGCAAAGGUUCUCGGCGUCGAGUAUCGCCCGCUGUCGGAGAGUGUCAAAGAGACACUGGAGCAGUUUCUGGCAGCGGAGUGA
Molecule: messenger RNA, 1032 nt
Organism: Colletotrichum spaethianum
Lineage: Eukaryota; Fungi; Ascomycota; Sordariomycetes; Glomerellales; Glomerellaceae
Product: NADPH-dependent methylglyoxal reductase GRE2
Exons: 1
Coding region: 1-1032 (343 amino acids)
Molecular function (GO): oxidoreductase activity, acting on the CH-OH group of donors, NAD or NADP as acceptor
Source: RefSeq, a predicted model, not a curated record